Rhea pennata is the source of this 3580-nucleotide messenger RNA. RefSeq names its product YY1 associated factor 2 (gene YAF2). NCBI's taxonomy places the organism in Eukaryota, Metazoa, Chordata, Aves, Rheiformes, Rheidae. The coding region runs from base 205 to 747 and encodes 180 amino acids. Gene Ontology annotation, cellular component: nucleus. Gene Ontology annotation, biological process: positive regulation of DNA-templated transcription. The record is from RefSeq and is a predicted model, not a curated record. Gene Ontology annotation, molecular function: transcription coregulator activity; DNA binding. The transcript is spliced from 4 exons.
GGGGGGACACGUGAGGGGGGAGGGGGCAGCGGCGGCGGCGGCGGCGGCGGCAGGAGUUUCCCCGACAGCUGGAGGUUGCGGCGGCGGCUCCUCCUCCCGGGUCCCCGUUAGAGACCGAGCCCCCGCGCUCCUCCUUAUUGACAAACACACAAAGGGCCGCGCCGCGCCGCGCCGCGCCGGGCUGGGCACGCGUCUGGAGCCGGCAUGGGAGACAAGAAGAGCCCGACCAGGCCGAAGCGGCAGCCGAAACCCUCCUCGGACGAGGGCUACUGGGACUGCAGCGUCUGCACCUUCCGCAACAGCGCCGAGGCCUUCAAGUGCAUGAUGUGCGACGUGAGGAAGGGCACCUCCACACGGAAACCUCGACCUGUCUCUCAGCUGGUUGCACAACAGGUUCCCCAGCAAUUCGUGCCCCCUACACAAUCAAAGAAAGAGAAAAAAGACAAAGUAGAAAAGGAAAAAAGUGAAAAGGAAACAACUAGCAAAAAGAACAGUCAUAAGAAAACCAGGCCAAGAUUGAAAAAUGUGGAUCGAAGUAGUGCUCAGCAUUUGGAAGUUACCGUUGGAGAUCUGACAGUCAUAAUUACAGACUUUAAGGAGAAAACUAAGUCACCACCUGCUUCCAGUGCAGCUUCUGCGGAUCAACACAGUCAGAGUGGUUCUAGCUCUGAUAACACAGAGAGGGGAAUGUCCAGGUCAUCUUCACCCAGAGGAGAAGCCUCAUCACUGAAUGGAGAAUCUCAUUAAAGUUUACUUCUUCCGGUUUCUUUAGUCUCUUUUCUUCAAAACAUGCAAAUACAUAACUUCUGCCACCUGUUACCACAUUUUCAUGACAGAUUAUCCAUGCACAAUUGGUAUUUUUAUUGGAACAUAGUUUAUUCAGUUAAAAAAAAUGCAGUGGUAGAAAUGAUAAUUUAAACGCAGUCUACUAAACUUACAAAGCAUUUUCAGAGCAACUUUUUAAUCUUCAUGUGUAAAGGUGCCAUGAAAAUGUGGUUUGAAUGUUCAUUAUGCAGUGUUAUUGGUAAGACCAUUUUCACUUUUAGUUUAGUGAAUUCUAACACAACUCUUGGAUUCUCUACUAUUGGCAUGUACUGAAUUUAAAUUUUUAUAACAUAGUUCAAGCUGCCUAAAUAUGUAUUAUUUGAGAAUUGUGAAGCAUAGUUAUAUGUAUGCAAGUCAAAGAUCAACUUAAUCAACUAUUGCAACUAUUGCUGCAACAGAAUUUUCAUAAUAAUUAUCUUCUUAAAAACACCUGCUGGUACUUGGUGUGGUUAAAUAGGAAAAUGUUAUUAAAUAAAACAUUUGUAUGAAUUUUUUGCCAAUGUUUGACACAUUUUACUAGAUUACUGUUACUGAAUUAUGUUGCUGAUUUUACCUUUUCUUUUUCCACACUUAAAACACUUAUUGUAAUGUUUACAAGCAAAAUAGAAAACAUAUUCUAAGGAUUGAUUGGUUAGCUUUAUAAUUCAGGUGAAGUACUACAUUGUCACUAGACACCGGUAUUUUUUAUUGUGUAACAAGCAUUUUGAAGCUCAGAUGACUGAGCAUUUGGCAAAACUAACAUCUGGAAAUAUGAAAUUUUGGAAAAGCUUUAAAAAUAACCAGAAACACAGCAGUUCUCUUUUUUGCUUAGCACUGUUUCCUUGCCCCAAGUUUAUGUAGUGUCAUACAAUCACUUAUCGUUUCAUGACAGAAAUUUCAGAUGUUGCACAAGAAUAUGGAAAUAACAAUACUAUCACUUUUUUGUUCUUGAAUCAACUUUUUUUUUCAUUUUAAUUUGGCCCUUUAGAAAAUAUUAUAUCAUAAAUCAUAUGAAAAAAAAUCCUUACCCUGCUUUAUGGCAUAAAUUGUCAACAUUUAUGCACUUAGCAAUAUACUGAUGCAGAGCAGAACUAUUUACAAUCCCAUCUGGUAUUAUGUAAAAUUACCAAUAAAAUAUUUUUGUGAAUACAGAUUUUGCAUUUUUGUUUACAACCAAUAAGUGUUUUGAUGCGCAUGCACACGCGCGCGCGCACACACACACACACACACACACAAAUCCGUGUAUAGAUUUAAAAUUAGAGAUCCAGAUUCAGUACAGUACAAAAGUCCAUUUAACUCUUUUCUCUCUCUCUCUCUUUUUUUUUUUUUUUUGGUGGGGGGUGAGGUAGUCCACUCACAUCCCUCUGAUUCUUUUCUUUCAUCCAAAAUAUUUCUAUGCCCAUAUACUAUUUGGAUGGACCUUUUGGUAGUGAAUCCAGCCCUAAAUUAUUACCAAUCUAUGACACAUGCUCCUAAGAGCUGAAACGAUGGAUUUUUGUAGCCCCUGACAAUUGUGAUGUUUGGUGGUUUCUUGUAGUAAUGUAUUUUUUCUGUUUUUAAUGCAGUACUUCUACAGGCACAAUGGUACUGUCUAUUUUGUAAGAUGCUAGUUGUGAAAUACAGUUAGUUGCAUAAAUUGAAAGUCUAGUGUGAUAUCUGAGAACAUACAUACCUCAUUCUUUGGUGUUGCUGUUUAAACUUUUUAGACAUCAAAUGUUAAUUAUAGCUUAUUUCAGAUGGAUGACUACUGACCUGUUUACUAUGUAUUCUGCUUUAUCUUACUAAACAGGAUGUUUGUUCAUUGACGUUACCUGGCCAGAUCUUAGUAUCUUUAAAACAAUGUAUUUUAAGGUACUUAAAUGUUUUGGGGGAUAGGCUAGAGGUCAGAAUAACAUACAACUAGUUUUUAAAGGAAAAGUACAUGCUUCUCAACUCUUUUUUUUAUAUGUUUUAUUUUUAGGUGGGACUGUUUGUGGAAUAUACUGAUGUAAUGGAUUACGAGAGAACUGCAACUGUUUAAAGUAAGCAGUGUAAUGAUAGAAAAUCUCAUUGCAAGAUGUUUUAUGAAAUGUGCUUCUAAUUUAAAUGUGACGAAUGCUAACACAUUUCAUUAUUCCUUGCAAGCAAAAAAUGAUCUAUCACCAGUAGUUCACUGAAUGGGAAUCUUAUUUUCAUUUACGUUUAUGUGAAUAAUCCACCCAGCACUGCCAACAAGAGGUCUCUUUUUUACCUAUAGAAAUAAGUAGCCAUUUGGUUUAGAAGAAAAGAAUUGAAUGGCUUUGCUAUGAUUCAACUGUCACUAGAGAAUAAUCUCAAAAAUGUAGUGAAGCUAUGGUUAUAAUAAAAAGAGUGCAGAAAGGGCUCAUGGAAAUCCCUAUUCUUUUUGGAAUAAGACUUAGAAAAGCAAUUUUUAUCUGCAAAUGCAAGUCAGCUAGGAGUUAAAAAUUGAGCUGUGGUGGUUCUAAUUGAAAGAAUAAAUAUUAUGUAGCUAGUGUUUACCUUGCAACAAUGCCUGUUGCAGCAUUAAACAAUCUUAAAAUUAUUUUUGCCCAUUUAUGAUUAAAGGGAUGUGACAAUACUGAUGACAGAGUAGACAAAAUCAGUGGAGUUUGGCAGUUUUGCUCUGUUCAUAAUGUUACAAAUAUAAUUUAAAUCAACUUCGUUUUCAUAAUUUCUAAAUAUUUUUGACGUGUAGUAAUCCUAAGUCCUAUUUUCUAACUGUAAAUAUAUUUAAAAGCAUCUUUACUCCAUUUAUAAAAAGUGAAAAUCUAAUGUU